Rhincodon typus (whale shark) is the source of this 13010-nucleotide messenger RNA. RefSeq names its product neuron navigator 1-like. Bases 92 to 6142 code for a protein of 2016 amino acids. Gene Ontology annotation, biological process: microtubule bundle formation; neuron migration; nervous system development. Lineage: Eukaryota; Metazoa; Chordata; Chondrichthyes; Orectolobiformes; Rhincodontidae. Gene Ontology annotation, cellular component: axon initial segment; microtubule cytoskeleton. The record is from RefSeq and is a predicted model, not a curated record. Gene Ontology annotation, molecular function: ATP hydrolysis activity. The transcript is spliced from 32 exons.
ACCGAAAAUUGAUGGCUGUUAUUAAAAUAAUAUCGCAUCAGCUGGUUCAGGAUUCAGACUGACAGUUCCAUCUCAAGGAACACUUAUAAACAUGCAGUCCAGGAUUCCUGGCCCCACUGCAAGGGCAGCAACAGCAACCAGCAGUAAUACGAAGGCUCUUGCAACUAUGAGCAGACAAAGUCAAAGUAUUAACAGUUUGAACAAGCACAACCUCCCAUCGUGUAAAUCUGGGAGUCAGAAAGAUUUAUCUGACCAUCUAACUCAACUGCCAGUUAUGAACGGGAACAUACAGUUAGGUUCAACCACAAGGCAUCAGCAUGUUUCAACCAUUUCUCAGGCCAAAAAUGUACCACCUAAUAGAAAACAAACCACCGAGGCAUCCUCAAAACAGACUCUUAGGCAGCUUAAUGCUUCAGUUUCUUCGUCAGUAAAUGAUUUGCAGAAGGUACCUUCCUCAGGAAAUGAAAAAAGCUUAUCCAAUGCAAAUAGACCAGUGGAGGAAGUGAAAUAUCACAGUAAGACUUCGAAAAAUGCUACGCAGAGUAGAGCUGAGACUUUUUUGAACAACGAAGGGCAGGAUAGUUCAUUAGAACUUGGCAACACUGAAUUGUGCAAUACUGAAACAGAGACUGCAGGACCUGCAUACAACAGUCCACGGAUAUCACAAAAGGGAAUUCUUCACUCUCUGAACAAGACGGCAAGCAUGCAGAAGGCAGCAUCAAGAAUCCCAGAUAGAGGUCAAAAAGAGGAGAAGAAAGAUAGCAACGGAAUCAAUUCGAGAAGAAAAGUUGCUUCUACAAAAGGCUCUCGAAUUGCAGGCUUGACCCACACAAGGAGCAAAGUUUUGGACGAUGUGCAAAAAGGCGUUGCAACUCUUCCUCCCAGGGGAAAGUGUAAAUCCAGAUUCAGUAUUUCAAAUGAUAAUUUGUUACAUCUGUCGAACUGUGGAGGUACAGCAGAUAGAGAGAGACCUAAAAGCGCUUCAAGCCAAAGGCAAUGGAAAUCGGAUGUUAGUUGGAAAUCCUACAGUUUCUCCAACUUACUUUUAGAUGAGAAUGAAGAUGUUUCACAAUUGUCUGUCUCUUCCGUUUCUUCUCCUAAACGCACAUUUACUGGUGGAGUAAAAACAUCUGUCAACAGCAAUGUUAUUAAACUUCCUUCUCCAACACAAAAUAGUCAUCCUAACACAGCAACAGUGGCUCCUUUCAUGUACAAAGGAGAAAUGAAGCGAGACAGUAGCAGUAUUGAAUCAAAGGACCCGGCUGGCCACCCUAAUGCAGAGGACGGCAAUUGGAAAUCCAAAAAAUAUCUUGAUGACAUAGAUCCAGAGACACAGAGGAAAAGAACUGUUCAGAAUAUUGUAGAUCUUCGGCAGAAUCUGGAAGACACCAUGUCUAGUUUAAGGGGAUCCCAGAUAACCCAUAGUGCUUUAGAUUCAACCUUUGACAGUGACAUAAGUGCUGAAGUGAAUGCCAGAAGCCGUGGCACAAGUUCAUCUAAUCGAUCUUCACCAUUAUCCUGGCGGUACGGCCAAGCAAGUCCACGUCUUCAGGCAGGGGAUGCACCUUCGGUCGGCAGUGGAUGCCAACCUGGAGGAAAUUCUGGCUGGUUUGUUCGGGGAGACUCCUCUCAUUACUCACACACCAUGCCCAUGCGGAGUUCCAGUAAAUCAUGUAAUGUUUCUCACUUGGAUUUGGAGUCUCUGGAUACUGAUGAUGUAGACCUGAAGUCCAUCAGCGCUGACAUGUCUGGCUAUAUGAGUGAUAGCGACUUGCUGGGGAAGACGAUGAAUGAUGAUGACAUUACAACUGGUUGGGAUGAAAGUAGUUCCGUAAGCAGUGGCCUCAGUGACACCUCUGACAACCUUAGUUCUGAAGAUUUAAAUGCAAGCUCAUCCCUCAACUCUUAUCCAACUACACCAGUUGCUUCCAGAAGAAAUUCUGGGAUAGCGCUCCGAACUGAUGCAGAAAAGCGUUCCAUGGUUGAGAGUGGUCUGACCUGGUACAGCAGCUCCGAAAGUAAAGGUCAGAAGAAGUCUGAGGGUGGCUAUGAUGCCAGCAAUCUUAAGAUGGACCAAAACACAAAGUGGAGACGUAUCCGCACUGAGUCAGCAGAAGAAACAACAAAAGGAGAACUGAAGAAACAGCAAUCCACAGGACAAACCAGUUCACUGAAAAGGGGUGCAGCGCCAGUUGGAGUAACUUCUCCAAUAACCAGUUCAGGAGCAGGAUCUCUGAAAGUUGCUGGUAAAAUUGAUUCUUCUAAAGUACAAGACAAAGGAAAAUUAGCUCUCAAAGGAACAACAUUACAAAGAUCCUCAUCUGAUGCUAGCCGAGACAGAGUAGGAGAAACACGCAAACCUCCAUCAGGCAUUUCAAGACCUUCUACUGGUGGAUCUUUUGGCUACAAGAAGCCUACUACAGGCACAGCAACAGUGAUGACAUCCGGUGGAAACACAGCAUCAGCAACAAAAACUCAGAAAUCGACAGGCAUCCCUGUGAAGCCAACAAACUCCAGGAAAACCAGUCUUGAUGUUUCCCAAAACCAUGACGGCUUUAUGUCAUCAGGAGCGAGGACAGCCGUGCAAUAUCGUAGCUUGCCACGUCCAGCCAAAUCAAGUUCUGUUAGCAUCACUGGCCGUGGAGGCGUAAAUAGGCCUGUUAGUAGCAACAUUGAUCCGAGCCUCAUUAGCAGCAAGCAUGGAGGCAUCCCGGUUUCUCGACUGAAAGAACCCUCAAAAGUUGGUAUGGGGCGAGCAAAUUCAGUACCAGUGAAUCAAACUGAUCGCGAGAAAGAGAAGGCAAAAGCAAAGGCAGUUGCUUCUGAUUCUGAGUGCACAACUGCAUCAAGUUCUACAAAGGCCCCUUCAGCUCCAGAAAGUCACAGUAAGCCGCAAGGAAUGCGGCAGCAAAGUUCCAAAUUCUCGGAGAUAUCUUCUCCAACAGCACAAAGGGUGAUAAGUUCAAAAGGAAUCAGCAAGCCACCUCCAAUAGCCAAUAUUGACAAAAUCAACUCGAAUAGCUUGGAUUCUGCAACCUCAGGACAUGUCUCUAUGACUAGUAAUGUUGCCAAUGAAACUGUAACCAAAACCCCAGACAUCCAAGCAACUGGAAUCAGUUUGGCUCCAUGUUUAACACCUAGUCCUGCCCCUGUUCUUAAUGUAAAUUCUAGUACCUUUAGUCAGGGGCUUGGUCUAGUUAGCAAUUUCACAAGCAACAAGGAAGGUCUAAUGUACCCUAAACUUAGUAGCCUGCAUACCAGCAUGGAAUCUUUGGAUCUUCCAUUGAGUGUUCCUUGUUCAUUCUCUGCGAGUGGUACACUUUCAAGGGAGGAGGAUCACAGUGGGCUCACAUGGACUGGGAGUUCUAGAUUCUCACAAAUGGAGAGUGCACAACGUGACAGAAAUACUCUGCCGAAAAAAGGAUUAAGAUAUGGAACAAGUUCACAACAGGAAGACAAGGAAUGGCUCCAUGCACGUUCUAUUGGAGGUCCUGUAGACUCGGAUAGCCAGUCACUCUCAUCCCCAUCAGCUGUUCCGUUAUCAAACUUGGCAAGUCCCACGGGAGUGUCCCAACUGGGUAGCCCAACUCCAAAAAUGAUGCGCUCAAACAGCAUUCCAACUCACGACUCCUCAUUCGAUUUGUAUGGAAGUUUGCAGAUGGGAAGCACAGUUUCUUUGGCAGAAAGACCAAAAGGAAUGAUCCGCUCUGGAUCGUUUAGGGAUCCAGUGGAUGAAGUUCAUGGUUCAGUGCUUUCACUUUCCUCCACGACAUCAUCUGUUCAUUCCACAAGUGAAGACAAGGCCCAAGGAGAGCAUAUUCGCAAACUACGUAGGGAACUUGAGUCUUCACAUGACAAGGUUUCUGCACUUACAUCACAACUGUCUACAAAUGCUCAUCUUGUGGCAGCAUUUGAACAAAGUUUGACAAACAUGACAUCUCGUUUACAGAGCCUCGCUUUGACAGCAGAACAGAAGGAUUCGGAGUUAUACGAUCUCAAAGAAACAAUUGACAUGUUGCAUAAAAAGAAUGCAGAAGCACAAGCUGUUAUACAGGGAGCAUUGAACAACCCAGACUUGACACCAAAAGAACUGCGUAUAAAAAGGCAGAAUUCAUCAGACAGUAUCUCCAGUCUCAACAGCAUUACAAGCCAUUCCAGCAUAGGGAGUGGUAAAGAUGCUGACGCCAAAAAGAAGAAAAAGAAAAGCUGGCUGCGAAGCUCAUUUAAGCAAGCCUUUACCCUCAAAAAGGCACCAAAAUCAGCAUCUUCCUAUUCCGACAUUGAAGAAAUUGCAACACCAGAUUCUUCAGUGCCAUCUUCCCCUAAAGUGCAGCAUGAAGAUGCAGAUUCAUCGGCCUCCAUCAAACCAUCGCAUUCAUCCACCGAGGUCUAUGAUUCCCGUGAGCCUGAGUUGAAGGAAGUAUCGAACCUACGCAAUGAGUUGUGGGAUAAGGAAAGGAAACUAACAGAUAUCCGCCUCGAGGCUCUUAGUUCAGCUCACCAGCUGGAGCAGUUACGAGAAGCCAUGCAUAACAUGCAGGUGGAAAUUGAGGCAUUAAAAUUGGAGAAUGACCGUCUCAAAGCAGAUACAGGUACUGGGACAUCACAGGCUGUCACAUUAUCGUCUGCCACUUCCUCUCCUCGGCGAUCAUUAGGACUUACCUUAGCUCAUUCAUUCAGUCUCAGUCUUACAGAUUCGGUUGACCAAGAUGUAUCACCAAUGGAUGGGGUAACCAGUUCAUCCCUGAAAGAGGAAAGGAAUGUUCGAAUUGUGGUCCAUCUCACUGAGGAGCAGAUUUGCAAUGAAACCCAAAAGCAGCAAGAAUUUUUCAUUGGCUCCACCAAAGUAAAUGCAACAACCGACUGGACUAUUUUGGAUGGAGUUAUUUGUCAAGCAUUUAAGGACUACAUUACGAAGGUGGAUCCAGUUUCUUGUCUUGGAUUGAACACGGAUGCCAUCUACAGCUAUAGUGUUGAUCAUGUAAAACGUGUACUUGGAACAGAUGCACCGGACGUGCUGCCCUAUAGAUAUAUGGGAAAAGAUUCCACAUUCUCUGUAACUUUGAAAGGAUUGAAAGAGAAAAGCGUGGACAGUUUGGUUUUUGAAACCCUAAUUCCAAAACCAAUGAUGCAGCAUUACAUCAGUCUUCUCCUGAAACAUCGAAGGCUUAUUUUGUCAGGGCCCAGUGGGACCGGCAAGUCCUAUCUUUCCAUUCGCUUGGCUGAGUACUUGGUUCAGAGAUCAGGCCGGGAGGUCACGGAUGAAAUCAUUGUAACGUUUAAUAUGGAUACGCAUUCGUGCAAGGAUUUGCAGCUGUACCUUUCCAAUCUUGCCAAUCAAAUUGACAGAGAAACCAGCACUGGGAAUGUACCAUUGGUGAUAAUCCUUGAUGAUCUGAGUGAGCCUGGUUCCCUAAGUGAACUUGUCAAUGGAGCUCUCACAUGCAAAUAUCACAAAUGCCCAUAUGUAAUUGGAACCACUAACCAGCCUGUCAAAACAACACCAAACCAUGGCCUUCAUCUCAGUUUCAGGCUGGUGCCAUUUUCAAACAAUGCAGAGCCUGCCAACGGAUUCCUAAGUCGCUAUUUACAACGGAAACUGAUUGAAUCAGAGAAUGUUGCAAACGCAAACAAUAAUGAAAUCCUCAAUAUUCUUAACUGGGUGCCCAAGUUAUGGUACCAUCUCCACACAUUUCUGGAAAUGUACAGUACAUCUGACUUCCUUAUUGGUCCUUGUUUUUUCCUGUCCUCUCCCGUCAAUGUGGCUGAGUUCAGGGAAUGGUUCAUUGACCUAUGGAAUUAUUCCAUUCUCCCCUAUCUUCAGGAAGGAGUUAAUGAUGGCAUCAAGACAUAUGGACGAAAAGCAGUGUGGGAGGAUCCCGCGAAGUGGGUGCAGGAUACUCUACCUUGGUCAACUGCUUCACAAGAUCGCUCCAAGAUCUUCCAUUUGCCUCCACCAAGUACAGGAUCACAAGUUCCAGGUCCUCCACCAGAAAAAAGAAAGAUCAAAGAGACAGCACCGACUUCACUUGAAUCAGACCCACUUAUGACUAUGCUACUGAGGCUCCAGGAAGCAGCCAAUUAUACCCAAAGUUGUGAAGGCGAAAACAUCAUGGAAUCGUCUUUGCAAUCAACACAUUGAGAGGAGAACUACAUCAAGGAAUAUGGGAGCCAUCUUGUUUUUAAUCAUGCCACAACUACACUUUGGAUAUUGUAGUCCUGAAACAGAAGUAUAUUCUGUAAUAGAUGUAGUUAGGUAGGGGGCUAAAUUAAUGGAUGGGUAAAAUUGUAGGUGUAAAGCCCAAAAUCAUAUGUAAGUUAACUGUGAUCAUUUAUUGUAAAUCAUAUUACCUAGCCAUCUGGAAAAAAACAUCUAACUAUAUGGACUGUUAAUGCUGUAUUUGUACUUUAUAAUUCAACCUUCAAAAGUGCAUGGCAAUCAUUUAAGCAGAAACAAAUAAGAUUUUAGUGAGCUUUAUUAAGGUUAACUCCUAAUCUACAACUCAAACAAUUAUAGGAGCCAUCGCUGUUCCACUACUGCUGCCAUUUCAGAUGUCACACUGGUGCUGACUGGAGAACCUCUCCACUAAUCUUUACAAUUUAUUGUGCUCAACACCUCAUUAGUUCACACAGCUAAGAUAUGAAUCAUGGUGAAACCACUCAAACAGAAAUUUUGUUGUUUUCCAAGUUCUAAACUUACAAUUGUUCAUUUUGUAAUUGAAAUAUCUUUGUGCCCUGAAUUUAAAAGUGAAAUAUUUUCUGAAAUUAGGAUGUGCAUUCAGUUUUAAGGUGGUAAUGGGAAUAUAUUCUAUCACUCUAUUCUUGGCAAGGUCAAGUAUUCCAAGUUACUGGGCACUUAAACGACGCAGUGAAAGUGUUUAGUACUAAAAAUAGUGAUUCCUAUACGAUGUACACUGGAUGCAUAAUUAACACAAAGAUGAAGGCCAUCCUAUUAGAAGAAAUAUUACUCUUCUGCAUUAAAUUGUACCUGACUCCUGUAUAUGUUUUAGCUUCAAAAAUUUAUAGAAAGUGAGGAGAAACUGAUCAUCAAGCUGUGCACUGCACAAGAUCGUCAACGAAUAAACAUGCAAUGUAGUUGUGUCCUCUGGUUAAUGCCCUGCUAACUGCAAAAACUACUUCAUAAAAUUAUGGAAACUAUAUAAAUAAAGGGUACAAUUAUUGAAGUCCUACUAAAGCAACAUCCCAUUUCACAUUUAACACUAGACAUUUGUCCUGUACAAUUGCAUGAAAGAGGCAGCAGAAUUUAAUCUCACUUUAGGCGAAUUGCUGGCUUCUAAUACUUCCAUCACACUUCCUGAGAAUUUUCAAGUGAUCAGUAUUUUCAAAUCUGAUGCAAUGACAUCAUGAAUAUCAGUAGCAUACGUUUACUGCAGGCAACGUAAAGCUGACAGCAAAGAACAUCCAUGACAAUUGACAAUUUUCUAAAGGAAUUGCUUUUAAAUGUGUAACUAUAUCAUGGGGCACUAAACCUAGCUCUUUCAAGAAGCUUUUAACCACUUUCUAAACUUCUCCCACCUGAUCAAGCAACAAUACUCCCUCUACUUAUUUGCAACUGUUCCCAUUUUAACAGAAGGUUGUCAUUGUGCAGCAAUUAUGACUAAUUGUAGGACAUUCACGUAGAAAUGUUACAUUGUAAAGUCAUUUAUACAACUUAAUGUAAAAUUCUGAAGGUAUUGCAAUACGUCAAAGUGGUUUGAUCAGGCUGCACCAUUGAAACACUGCUUGUUAAAAUAAGAAAUUUUAUUUGUGCUACAUGAUCAACUAAUCUUCAGGAGUAAAGUGGAGAUUAUGAUCGAGAACCUGAGCAAAUAUAGUGUACCUCAUGUCAGUGGGAUUUUAUUUAUAAUCAGCCAUAUUCUACUACAAUUCUGCAUUCCAUAGCUGGAUGUAUGAAUUUUCCAACAUUUCUACCAAGUGUUGUUGCUGGCUGAUUAAGAAAACAUUAAAGAGUAUUUACUAUAGUGUGGUUAUUUAGAAUGUUUCAUUAAUUUCAAUGAAACACAUUCAGAAAUUUCACACUUCAAGGAUAAAUGUUUCAAGUUCACUUACUUCAACAAAAAGACCUCUUCAGUUUUUUAAAAGAAAUCAGACAUAUUAUAUGUUCAAUAAUCAAGAUGAAGCCUUUGCCAUUAAACUGAUAUUCCGCGUAUGGAAAUGUUGCACCCUGUCUCGUUUCAAUUCAUAAUAUCACUGUAACACGAAACAUAAGAAAAUGAUCUCAAGCAUUCAGUUACAAUAGGGAAAAUAGAAAAAAAAAGAAAAUUGGGAAUAGGAAUAAUUUAUUGAAAUGAUUCAUAUUUCAUUUGGACAGACUUAUUUUAAAAUUGAGCAUUUUCUAUUUUUACACCAAGAUGAAAUCUGCCCCAUAAGCCGUAAUGAGCCUAAGAUGUCUUCUUCUGUGUUAUUUAGGUUAUGUGGCAAUUUGGCAAAAUAUUUAGCAUCCUUUGGAGAAAUUGGUUCCCUCAAGUUUCUGAUUUUUGUGCUGAAUGUAUAAUUUGUUUGGAAGCAGUUGCAUUGUAUUUGUCUGACCUUGUAAAAUAUUGCACUUAAAGUGUUCCACCAUCAAAACCAUGAUGGCACAUCCUAAUUUGAACUAGGGGCUAUUUUCAAGAUAAAUUGUUGAUUGAGUCCUGACAAAUAGAUAUUUCAAACAAAGCAUACCAACUUUAUCAUUAGAUCGAGGUGCUGACAUUGAGGUAAUCUUGUUUCCCAUUAUUCACUUUACAGGUACUGCAAGCUGUGAUGGCUAAAUAUAUGGUACAUUCUCAAAGGAAAGCUUCAGGCUUGAGCUGUUGCUUAGCUCAAAACAAUUCGCACUUAAAGUAUGAAAGACUCCAUGGAUUCUAUCGUCUGUCAUUAAUUACUUUCCAGUUUAUCUACGUAGUAAUAAUGUUUGAUUUUCACUCAUGGAUUAUUUUAUUCGGUUGAAAAUUGAAGUGAAUAUCAAAUAUGAAUAUCAUUGACUGAAAUGUAUGGAAAAUUAAAUAUAUCAACAGUUAUUAGUUUUGUUUUAUCCUAGUUUGGAAAGGAAGUUAGCAUUUUGCUAUUUCAUCUUUCUGCCUAGAUUUGGAUUUCUACUUUUCACAGCCUUUCUCUUUAAGAGUGAUAGAAUGAAAACUUCUUCCCUUUCAUAAUAUAUUUUUUACAAAUAUGUGAAAUGUUUUAAUAGACAUAGUGAGUUUUUAUUUGAUAUAACAUCCAUCUUAUGGAGCGGCUCUUAAUUUAACAUGGAUUGCCAAAUUGACAAUUACAAUGAGUGAAGUCAGAAGAUUGGUUAAUGUCGGAAGUAGAGAAAUCCACAGGUUGCUAGCAGUAAGGCGUAAUGCUCUGUGUCUGGGAAGGGAUAAAGGAAACUUGCAAAUUGUGCUGUUGUCCUAGUAAUCCUUGCUGUUGAUGCUUAAAAUGAAAGCAGGUUCCAUUCAAAAUAACACAGAUUUUCCACUUUGAUUAGAAGAAAAUCAAUCCACUGGAAAGAAAGACAAAACAAAAUUCAAGCAAUGUGUUUCUGCUGGUGAAUAGGCAAUUUGUAUUUUGGCCAUCCUCUUAAGAUUAAAACACACAACUUGUUGUUCGUUGCAUUCUCGUCUGAUAAGUAAAAUCUUUACUCUUUCCAAAUCUGAUGCUCUUUACAUUUCAUUGUACAAGACGUUUUGUACUUUUCAAAUUAUACAUUUAUAAUUUUAUUCAGAGCCUAUAGUUUUGCAUCUAAGCAAUCUUUCUGUUCUUUCUAAAACUGGGACCUUCUUAGGUAAAUUCUUUAGCCAACUGAAUGCUGAAACAUUAAACUUUAACUUAGCAGUGUCAUUUGAGUAAAUCAACUAAAUUGAGAUUUAUUGAGCAGCUGCUCACAAAUGCAACAGCCCCCAUCAGCAACCAGGAAGUAGGCAUGAAAAAAUAGGGCAUUGAAAUCAUGGACCCGUGUGGUUUAUUUUUUUGCUGACCUUUUGCAUGAUUUAAGUUUAUUUUUGUUCAUUCUUGUUUAACCCAGCUAUUCCUAAAUAUCAUUCCGUGACCUGCCUACAACAUUUGGGUGUGUUGGAAAAUGCAGGUCCAUUCAUUUCUGAAAAAUAACAUCAGUAAAUGCUAACAUUUUAUAAUUUUAAGUAGGCCACAGUUUAAGUUAACAGAAUUUCAGUUAUAAAAAUUUCACUUCAAAAAGUAUUUGGGACCAGUGAGUGGAAAGUAUCUCUACAUUAAUGUCACUGUGCAGGUAGAUUUAAACAAAUUGUUAUAAUGAACCAGGUACUGUAAUGUAAUGUGUUAUUUAGAGCCUGAAGGUUUCCUUUGAUGUUCUUUAUCAAGCUUUUCUGUAAUUAAAUCAACUGUAUGGUGCUGAAACUACGCCUUAAAGAUUACAAUUUAAUCACCUGUUCCAAUUCUUUCUAUUUGAAUACUCAAGGUUAAUAGUACUGUUUCAAACCAGCUAAAAGUAUUGUAUACAAAAAUAUUAACCUAAAACCUCUGCAAUGUCUAGUAGUUUUAGAUUAAGAGCAGGUUCACAUUUUGAGUGUACUCUGUGUAUGAAUAAGUACCACAUUUAUACUACUGUUUGUCAGAGCAAAAAAGAUAUUAAUGUUUAUUUUCUAGUACACAGGUGAGAGUUGGCACAGAGUCAAAAAUUAUCCAACAGCUUCUUUAGUUGGUUUAAAUUUGAAACUAGUAACAUAUUUUCUGUAAAAAAAAAAAAACCCUUAAAUUCGUUUGAUUUCUUUGAAACAUAAUUUGUAAAAAGUGAACGACGGUUGUAUCUGUGAGGUGUCCUAGUAGCUUCAGUACUAUAUCACUAAACUCUUAAUAGAAAGUUCCGAUUCAAAUCCCAGUCUCAAGUUGACAGUAUUGUACAGGCUUCAAUAGAAGAAAGUUUAAUGUGCUGUAUACAACUUGUAAUGUGGAAAAAGUGGAAAAAAACUGCUUUUGCCAGUAAUUCAACCAUGGCCAAGCAUUACCUAUCAAGUUGUAACAUCCAACUCUUAGUGAAUGCAGAGAAUUCAUUUUGAAAGGGCGAGGGGAAAAGUUAUAAAACCAAAUACAAAUUUGGAUUAAGGGAUGACAUCAGUAACUAUAAUUCCAUAACAUCAUUUAGUUUCUUUGACCUGGAAGUUUUUUUAAUUUAAUAAUGACGCCAAAUCAACUCAAAGAUGACAAUAGUUGACUGACAAUAAUUGUUUUAAUUUUUGGUGUUUUAUUAGUUCACAAGUUUUCACUCAGUAGGAUUGGCCAGGAACAUACAUUAGAUUACAUAUUCUGUAGGUCUAUUACAUGAGGUCUUGUAGAGUGUCACUUCAUGUACAAGUAAUAUUAUAUCCAUCUCUCAAUUCCUCAACCUCAUAAGACAAGCACAUACAAAUACGAGUCAAAGCACAAAAUUUUCACAUAUCAUUCAACCUGGCUGAACACACUGAAAUCCACCCAUUCCUGUGAAUUCCAAUAAAUCAAAUUCGUGCCGGAAAGUGGUUAGAUGCUACCCAUGCUGCUUAUCAACUUUAUCUAAUAUACUGUGUUAUCUGCUCAUACAGGUCUUGCCAUGAAGUGAAGGAAGGGAAUAGCUUUAAGAUUCCUUGCAAUUGGCUAGCAGCAGAGCAAUAAUUCCAGUUUAAAUUUCAGUGGUUUUCAAUAUAUACCUUGAAUGUGGUGCAAACUUUAAUGGAAAACUUUGUGAAUAUGGUGUUAAAUAAAAUGAGUAAUGGUAUCAUAAUUCAUUGUGCAGCUGGAAUACAAAGAAACUUUACAAUCAGAAUAGAAAAAAGUUUGAGGCUAGGGUUAUUUCAAAGAAUACCUUUGGAUUCAUAUGGGUAAUAUCCAAUUGUUGGCAGUUGUUUUCACUUAAAAUCAAACAACUGGAAGUUAUAAACCUGGAUGUUUGGUAAUGAUUUUUUUUAUGGAUGGCAGUGAUUGACUUGAAUGCUGUUUUUUUUCCCCCCCCAUUUUCACAAUGUAAUUAUUUUAAAAAUAUAACUUUGGGGGUUUCCUUCUUGAACCAUUGUUGACUGAAAUGCACUUUACAAAAUUAAAAAAAAAUGUUCCUUCCUGCAUAUAUGUUGGUUGAUAUAUGGGUGGGAGAUAAGGAUGCAUUCAUGUGAAUCAAGACAAAAUAUAUCUCUGUCAAUUUGGAAUACAUAGUAAACUAGCAUCUAGGAUUAUGUAGGUAUGGUUAGUUUUGAGUUGUUUUCUGUUCCAAAUGCAACUGUUAUUUGUGCCUUGUGUGUUGUCCCACUCAAUGGUCACUCAAUCUUGUUUAUUCAGAAAGCCAAGCAGUAAUAUUUGGUUUUGGGCAGUGGUAAAUAAAGGGCCAUAUGGAUUGUCCAUUCAUGAUACAUAGCACUGAUACUCAGUUUAAUUACAUCCAAUGAAAUCAAAUACCAGAUACUACACAUAUCAGUGGCUGGUCCAAUACUGUUCACUUUCCACCACCAUUCAAGAGAUAUUACGUCUUUUGGCUGUAUAGUUUUAGACAUGCCAUUGUCAAACCAGCCAUCAAAUAAAUUGCAAACAAAAGUAACCUUAGAGGAAAUUAUACAAUCCUCUUAUCUAAAGGAUUUCUAUAACUCUUUUAAAUCUUGUACAUUUCAGCACUGAGAUCUUAACAUCAUAUUCAAAUAUCCAUCCAUAUAAAAUUAACGUGACUUCCACAGGAUAAACACCACCAAAUUCUAAAUAAGCAAGUUGUAGAAUUCUUCUGACUUGUAAUCAGAUUAGUCUGACGGAAACAAUUUUUAUUUAAUUAUUAAUAAUUAUUUUCUACAGCCUUAGACUUGUGGUUAUAUAAUAGUUACGGAAUUUACAACAACAUCGAAGUUAUCAGUUCACGUAAAACCAUAGUAAAUUAAUUUCUGCAAUUCUGCUAAUUUGCGAUACAAUAAAAUGACCAUGGAAACAUUUUUCUAAUAAAUAUAUCUAGUACCUUAAAUAUCCAAUUGACUUCCUAAUGUUGUACAAGAAAAGGGAGCUUCCUUCCCUACCUGCAACAAAAUCAGAAGUUGCUGGAAAAG